Messenger RNA from Penicilliopsis zonata CBS 506.65, 3433 nucleotides. RefSeq lists its product as hypothetical. The transcript has a single exon. Gene Ontology annotation, molecular function: glycine dehydrogenase (decarboxylating) activity; pyridoxal phosphate binding; glycine binding. Gene Ontology annotation, cellular component: glycine cleavage complex; mitochondrion. Gene Ontology annotation, biological process: glycine decarboxylation via glycine cleavage system. Bases 112 to 3315 code for a protein of 1067 amino acids. NCBI's taxonomy places the organism in Eukaryota, Fungi, Ascomycota, Eurotiomycetes, Eurotiales, Aspergillaceae. The record is from RefSeq and is a predicted model, not a curated record.
CAUCUCUCCCUCCUCACCUCCUCAUCUCUUGUGAAUGCUGUGGUGAGCUCAUUGCAGCAGCAGCAGCAGCAGCAGCAGCAGCAGUAGCAUAGACUCCGCUUAGUCACCGAGAUGACUUCCUUUGUCCUCCGCGGCGGUCGCCAGCUCGCCUUGCGGACGACACGUUUGCGAGCCGUUGCUUCGCCGGUCGGCGCUCUGCGUGCGACGACGACGACUGGUUCGUCAUGGAAUAUCUCCCUCAGACGUUCUCUGCACACCUCUAUCCAGCAGCAGCCGCCCUCGUCGAGACGGCCGGUCUACACCAGCUCCGUUGCGGAUCACGGUGACCCGCACCCUCGCGAUGUCUUCCAGCCCCUCGAUACUUUCCCCCGCAGACACAUUGGGCCCUCGCCCGAGGACGCCAGCGAGAUGCUGGCCGCCCUCCAGCCGCCCGUGGCCUCGCUGGACGAGUUCGUGGCGCAGGUGCUGCCGAAAGACAUCCUAUCCAACAAGGACCUGACCGUCACACCGCCCUCGGCGGAGAUCAGUCUCUACCACGACAGCGUGCAUGGCGGGCUGGGGGAGACCGACAUGCUGAAGCUGCUCGACACGUACCGGAAAGACAUUGAUGCCACGGGUAAAUCCUACCUGGGCUGUGGCUACCACCCGACCAUCGUCCCGCCCGUCAUCCUCCGCAACAUUCUGGAGAACCCAGCGUGGUACACCAGCUACACCCCUUACCAACCGGAGAUCAGUCAGGGGCGGCUGGAGUCGCUGCUGAACUUCCAGACCCUGACUGCGGAUCUGACCGGUCUGCCCUUUGCCAAUGCCUCGGUGCUGGACGAGGCCACCGCCGCGGCCGAGGCCAUGACCAUGUCGCUCGCUUCACUCCCCAUGUCCAAGCAGAAGAAGCCCGGCAAGGCCUAUGUUGUCUCCCAUCUGUGCCACCCGCAGACCCUGGCUGUCAUGCAGUCCCGCGCCGAAGGAUUCGGUAUCCAACUCGUCGUCGGAGACGUCUUGGCCGACGACUUCAAGCUCGUCAAGGAGCAAGGUGACAGCCUGGUCGGUGUGCUGGCCCAGUACCCGGACACCGAGGGUGGUGUCUUUGAUUUCCAGGCCCUGGGUGACGCCGUCCACAGCGCCGGUGGUGUCUUCAGCGUCGCUACCGACCUGCUGGCUCUGACCGUGCUCAAGGCGCCCGGGGAGUUCGGCGCCGAUAUCGCCUUUGGUAGCUCCCAGCGCUUGGGUGUGCCCAUGGGCUUUGGCGGCCCGCACGCCGCCUUCUUCGCCUGCGCCGACAAGUACAAGCGCAAGGUGCCCGGCCGUGUCGUCGGCGUCUCCAAGGACCGUCUGGGGAACCGCGCCCUGCGACUCGCCCUGCAGACCCGCGAGCAGCACAUCCGCCGUGAGAAGGCCACCAGCAACAUCUGCACCGCCCAGGCACUGCUCGCCAACAUGAGCGCCAUGUACGCCGUCUACCACGGUCCCACGGGCCUCAAGGCGAUCGCCCAACGCAUCAUGUCCAUGACCGCCAUCCUGCGCGAGAAGCUCGUCGCCCUCGGCUUCAACGUCCCCAUCAAGUCUAACGCUGACCAGGGCGUGCUCUUUGACACCCUCACCGUCGAGCUCGGCAGCAGCGAGGAGGCGGAUUCCAUCAUCGCAGCCGCGCGUCAGGAGUCGCUAUACCUCCGUCGUCUGACCCCGACGAAGAUCUCGGUCUCCCUCAACGAGACCGUGGGCCGGGAAGAGGUCAAGACCAUCCUCCAAGUGUUUGCCCAGGGAAAGCAAGAGGUGGCCCUGACGGAAGAGUUGCACCUGGUCUCGCUCCCCGCCAACCUGGAGCGGACGUCGGCCUAUCUGACGCAUCCGGUCUUCAACACCCACCACUCCGAAACGGAAAUGCUGCGGUACAUCCGUCACUUGGAGUCCAAGGACCUCUCUCUGGCUCACUCGAUGAUCCCGCUCGGCUCGUGCACCAUGAAGCUGAACGCCACGACGGAGAUGAUCCCCGUCUCGUGGCCCGAGUUCUCCAACGUCCACCCGUUCAUGCCUGCCGAGCUCGCCCGGGGCUACACCCGCAUGAUUGACGAUGUCGAGCAGCAGCUGGCCGACAUCACGGGCAUGGCCGAGGUCACCGUGCAGCCCAACUCGGGCGCGCAAGGAGAGUUCGCUGGCUUACGCGUCAUCAAGAAGUACUACGAGGCCAACGGCGGCGCCAAGCGCAACGUAUGCUUGAUCCCCGUCUCCGCCCACGGAACCAACCCGGCCAGCGCCGCAAUGGCGGGCAUGCGGGUCGUCACGAUCAAGUGCGACGCCAAGACGGGCAACCUCGACCUGGCAGACCUCCAGGCCAAAUGCGAGAAGCACCGCGACGACCUGGCGGCCAUCAUGAUCACCUACCCGAGCACCUUUGGCGUAUUCGAGCCGGGCGUCAAGGAGGCCUGCCGCCUCGUGCACGAGCACGGCGGUCAGGUCUACAUGGACGGCGCCAACAUGAACGCCCAGAUCGGCCUCUGCUCGCCCGGCGAGAUUGGCGCGGACGUCUGCCACCUGAACCUGCACAAGACCUUCUGCAUCCCACACGGCGGCGGUGGUCCGGGCGUCGGCCCCAUCGGCGUCGCCGAGCACCUGCGCCCGUUCCUCCCCUCCCACCCGGCCAGCGAGUACCUGCAAUCGAAGCGGGCGGGCGGCACGGCCUCGCCGCCCAUCAGCGCGGCCCCCUGGGGCAGCGCCAGCAUCCUGCCCAUCACCUUCAACUACAUUAACAUGAUGGGGGCCAAGGGCCUGACGCACGCCACCAAAAUGACCCUGCUGAACGCGAACUACAUCCUAUCCCGCGUGCGCGAGCACUACCCGAUCGUGUACCUCAACGAGAACGGGCGGUGUGCGCACGAGUUCAUCCUCGACGCGCGCCAGUUCAAGGAGACCUGCGGCGUGGAGGCGAUCGACAUCGCCAAGCGGCUGCAGGACUACGGCUUCCACGCGCCCACCAUGUCAUGGCCCGUAGCCAACACGCUGAUGAUCGAACCCACCGAGUCCGAGAACAAGGCCGAGCUCGACCGUUUCUGCGACGCCCUGAUCGCCAUCCGUGCCGAGAUCGCCGCCGUCGAGGCCGGCGCCCAGCCGCGCGAGGGCAACAUCCUCAAGAACGCCCCGCACACCCAGCGCGAUCUGCUUACCUCGCAGUGGGAUCGGCCCUAUUCGCGCGAGACCGCGGCCUACCCGCUCCCUUACCUGUUGGAGAAGAAGUUCUGGCCCUCGGUCACCCGUGUGGACGACGCUUUUGGCGACCAGAACUUGUUCUGCACGUGUGGGCCGGUCGACGAGACGGAGUGAUUCUUUAGAUUCUUCUAUAGAUUCAUCUUUUCAUGAUUACUACGACUUGCAUUCAACAUAGACAUGGGUGGCGUUCGGACACUUGGGUUUCAACAUAUACCCCAAGCGAAUAGAGGAC